Messenger RNA from Mesorhabditis belari, 1152 nucleotides. NCBI's taxonomy places the organism in Eukaryota, Metazoa, Nematoda, Chromadorea, Rhabditida, Rhabditidae. The record is from the annotation of a GenBank genome assembly.
AUGAGCUCAACACCGGUUCUGAGACCGCGGCGAUUUUUCGGUCCAUUUCAGUUGCUCGUUCGAAUUUGUGGCCUCGAUUUGACGUAUUCGAUAUUCACAUGGAAAGAGGCGAAACAAGCUGGUGCCACUUGUCGAGCGAUUUUCUUUACAAUUACCACCACGUUUAUCAUGACGAUACUUAUCAUGGAUUUGAUUGCAAUUGGGAAAACGGAAAAUGAUUCCUUUUCAAUACAAUGGCUUUUGACAAAUCUUAAAUUCGGGAUGGUGCUUCACGGGGUGGCCUCAGCUGGAUUCAUGGCAGCUUUGACGGCAAAACAUGUCUUUCAACAACUUGAGCAACAGUAUGCUGCUCUUUCGCUGAGAAUUCCCUCAAAUACCCGAAUGCGAGCCGUUGUGUUGACGGUAAUGUUCGUAUUCACGAUUAUUCUAAUGUUGGUUGUGGUUUCAAAUGCGGCCGACGAUACGUCAACGUGGAUUAAAGGCGGUUCGCCCAUAUCAUUCAAGAACAUUUGGGGAGCUGAUCCGUUCAUUCGAAUCGUUUGCGGAUUAUUCUCAUGCCUUUCCACUGUGAUCUACAUUUUGGCAUUUGGUGGUAUCACUCAACAAUUUCGUGGCUUCAAUGAAGAGCUACGGACUGCAGCCAACGAAGCUGAUUUGACAUACGACUCACUAAUCUCGUUUGUUCAAAGACAAAAGGAGUUGCUCGCAAUGGUUCGCUAUGUCAAUGAUACGUUUGGAAAACUCGUGAAUCUGGGAGCGAUUGGAGCCUUUAUUGCGCAUGUAACAGCUGUAGCAAUCUUUGUCGGCCAUCGUUCGAGUUUAACGGGCGGCCAAGUGGCGUUGAUGAUUGGCUAUUUGGUGAUUAGCGGUAAUCUAAUGGCUUCACUUUUGUAUGUCCCUGGAAUGCUAAAUGCUCAGGUACAAGAACUUCGAGACAUUUUGAUAUUGAAGUCGAACGUCGGGUUGAGCAAGAAUGAGAUGUUACUCCCACUUGUGAAUCACAUGGUGCAAAGGGCCGAGGCUCCGGAGAAUAAAUUGUGCUUCUUGCACACGUUCUUGAUCGAUUUACGCAUUGCUCACAGGCUAACGCUAACAAUGCUCCCACUCAGCAACAUCCUCAUCUUUCUCGGUCGCAUCUACGGUGUUCAGCAA